This is a messenger RNA of Colletotrichum navitas, 1124 nucleotides long. RefSeq lists its product as uncharacterized. The record is from RefSeq and is a predicted model, not a curated record. The transcript is spliced from 2 exons. The coding region runs from base 205 to 909 and encodes 234 amino acids. Lineage: Eukaryota; Fungi; Ascomycota; Sordariomycetes; Glomerellales; Glomerellaceae.
CUCUCAGGCCUCAUCCAUCCCAUCCCAAUCCACCUGGCAAACGUAUAUCCGGCACCAAAAAAAAGGAGAGCCGGGGAAGGAGGGGGGCGCGACCGAACCUUCCGCUUGGACGCACCAUCGCACCGGGGUGUCUGUUGUAUUGACCUUUUUUCUUUUUUCUUUCUUUUUUUCCCCAUCUUUUUUUGUGUAUAUAGUUACAGAUAAAUGUGUUUGAUAUGUAUAUGUGUAUGCAUGUAUCUUUUGGAAGGGGGAGCUUUUUCGCCCGAUAAUGCCCGCCCACCCCUCCCUCCAGCUUUGUCUCCGUCUCCCGCCUAUGCAUCCGCAUCUGCUUCCUCCUCUCCUUGCGCCGUCCACAUUUCGGGGACCCCUCUGAUUUACGGCAGUGGUGCUGCUGUUGUUGUUGUUGUUGUUAGUAUCUGCCCGCCCAUCUACGAAUACAUGCCCGCGCGCCCCCGCCCGAGCGUCGGCGACACACGCCUGAUUGUUGACGACGGGACGAUGGAAACGAGAGCGAGGGAAAGCCUAGGGGAGGUCGGGGAGGGAGAGACAGAGAGAUACAGAGUGAUACAGAGGGAGAAUCAGACCAUGUCCCGUUUUCAAGCCCGCGCCUGGUGGUGGCUUCCCACCCCUUCCCCCCCGGCACCCCUCGCCCGCUUCCCCGGUGUAAGCGCUACUCGUCGUCCGUUGCAGCCGCAAUGGCCCUUGCCGCGGUCGUCGGCGUUGCGAAUUUUAAUAAAAAUAAAGGCAUCGCAUCAGCCGAUGGCAGGUCUUCGCCUGAGACGUGGUCUAGACCGUAACGCGGUUUGUACACACCCUCUCUAUAUCUGGUGCUGUCGAAGGGUCCCCCCCAUAGAGCUCACGGCCUCCCGGCCUUCCGGCCGCCCAUUCAUGCCUGGCUUACCCCGGUAGAGACAGGAGAGAUAACACACAGUAGUAGACGAAAACAGACGUCGAAAAGGCUCCUUCCCCGCCUUCCCCGGAAUGAGUGACUUAGCAGGAAACUCUGUUUUGCAAUCGCCGGAUGUCUGGGCAUCAUCCAAGGCUUUGAUCUGGGAACCCUCGUUUCGAAGCUACCCUCUCCAAUGACAGUCCCGUCUUUGUCGGUGCGGAUGUUUGGCAGCUAC